AUGCCUUCCCCGCCCGCGCCCCCCCCUCCUCCAGGCUCCAGCCAGCGAGCCCCCAAAGCCUCUCCUGCCACCACCCCCCGCUCUGCCGGCCCUCUGACGCCCAGGGGCCACGGGUGGGAGGCGCCAGCAGGCAGAGCCAGCGCCCUUCCUCCUCCUCCUCCUCCUCCCGGGCGGGGAUCCCGUCGAGGGAUCCGUGGGCCACCCACCCGCCCGCCCGCCAGGCGCUGCAGCCCAGGCGGGAGUCUGGGCGUCGCUCGCUCCACCCUGUCGUCGUUACCAGCGGAGGAGGCGCGCCGGCUGCUUCAGCGGCCCCUGCGCUGCGCUCCGGCCUGCCCGCGGACUGAGGGAGGGACUCGGUCGAGCCGCCGCUUCUGCCUCUCGGGAGCCCGGAGGAAGCCCCCCGCCAGCCGUCCCAGCCCCGCCCGCCCCCGCUGCAGGCAGCCAGUCCCAGCGCCAGCCCCGGCCUCUUUGCUGCUUCGCGCCGCAGAUGGCUAUCUGUCGCUCUGCGCCCGGCCUGACUUUCCGGUUUGGAGCGCGCGGCGCAGCUCCCCUCCGCCUGGUUCCUUCCCCGCCUCUCCCAGCAACAGGAACCCCGACGGCGGGCCCACGUGGAGCAGAGCAGGGCCGCGCCCGCUCCCCGCCCUCCCCUCUCCUCCCCUCCCGAAGGGCUCCCGGGCUGCUGCGACCUGGGCGCCCCCGGGCCACCGGAGAGGAAGCGCCUGCUCAGCCUCAGCGCUCCCGCCGACCCAGCUGGCUCACUCGCCGCCUGCCCGCCGCCCUUCCCCUCCCUCCUCGGCAGGCAUGAGAGCCUCCCGCGUCCUCUGGCCGGCCACAGGGGUGAGUGGAAUGCCGACUUGGAGGGCCCCGCCUUGGCCUGACCAGCAGGCUCUCCAGGGCUCCGUGGCUGGAGGGAUUCGCCGGAAGAAUUGGACACCAGAUCACACCAUGAGGACAGGAAAAGACCACGUGUAUUGCAAAGGUGCUGGUCAGGACCCAUUGCUCACCGGUUGA
This is a messenger RNA of Heteronotia binoei (common prickly gecko), 1011 nucleotides long. RefSeq lists its product as uncharacterized. Bases 1 to 1011 code for a protein of 336 amino acids. The record is from RefSeq and is a predicted model, not a curated record. Lineage: Eukaryota; Metazoa; Chordata; Lepidosauria; Squamata; Gekkonidae. The transcript has 2 exons.